CUGUCUGAUUGGGCCAUGCAAGUUGCACAAAGGAAAAGUCAAGCAGCCUCUUGCAGGCGAGCAAACAGCCACAGGUUUUCGCGCACCGGGACAACUGCAUAAAUUGUAUUAAUUAUUCCGUUAUUUAUAGCCAAAAUACCGAAGCUACGGAAUAUAAAAAGUAUCUGUAAAUUGUAUUACUUUAUCAAGUUAAAUAGAGGAGAUUUGUUAUUGAUCAGCUCACAAUGAAAAUGGAUUUUCGAACGAGUUAUGUGACUUUUUUCGCAGUGAUCAUGCCGUCAUUGAUGAUAUCAGCGCAAGGGGAUAAUGGCAUUGCUUUCCCGGACCACGGAUUUUGCCAGCCUAUUUCAAUCCCACUAUGCACGGACAUCGCCUACAAUCAAACUAUCAUGCCCAAUCUGGUGGGGCAUUACAAUCAAGAGGACGCAGGACUGGAGGUGCACCAGUUUUACCCCUUGGUAAAGGUACAGUGCUCGCCGGAACUUAAAUUCUUCCUAUGUUCAAUGUAUGCGCCUGUUUGUACAGUUUUGGAAAAGGCAAUUCCACCCUGUCGCUCAAUUUGCGAGAGGGCAAAGCACGGCUGCGAGGCGCUCAUGAAUAAAUUUGGGUUCCAGUGGCCAGAACGCCUCCGGUGCGAGAAUUUCCCCGUGCUUGGAGACGGGCACAUUUGCGUGGGUCAGAAUGAAUCUACUGCCACUGCCCCGCCCGUACACAUGCCAGUCCCUGGAACCCCUGGCGUCCAUGUCUACUCCACAUCAGACAGGCCUUUCCGCUGUCCAUCUGUGCUCAAAGUCCCCACUUAUCUGAAUUAUUCGUUUCUGGGGGAGCUGGAUUGUGGAGCACCAUGUGAACACUCCAGGAGCAGUGGAGGCUACAUGUUCUUCAAUGAUAAAGAGAUUUAUUUUGCACGCAUAUGGAUCCUCAUCUGGUCGUCUCUGUGCUGUGCCUCCACCCUAUUCACCGUCACCACCUACCUAGUGGACAUGCAGCGCUUCAAGUACCCAGAGAGGCCCAUCAUCUUCCUUUCUGGGUGCUACACCAUGGUCUCCAUAGCCUAUAUCGCUGGCUACUUCCUGGGGGACAAGGUGGUGUGCAAUGACAGCUUCACCCCAGACGGAUAUAAGACCAUAGUCCAGGGGACCAAGAAGGAAGGCUGCACCAUCCUCUUCAUGAUGCUGUAUUUCUUCAGCAUGGCCAGCUCCAUCUGGUGGGUCAUCCUGUCCCUCACCUGGUUCCUGGCAGCUGGGAUGAAGUGGGGGCAUGAGGCUAUUGAGGCCAACUCCCAGUACUUCCACCUGGCAGCCUGGGCUGUGCCCGCCGUGAAGACCAUCAGCAUCCUGGCCAUGGGGCAGAUCGAGGGGGACGUGCUCAGUGGGGUGUGCUUUGUGGGCCUCAACAGCCUGAACCCCAUACGGGGCUUUGUCCUGGCCCCCCUCUUCAUCUACCUUUUCAUCGGUACCUCCUUCCUCCUGGCCGGCUUCGUGUCCCUGUUCCGCAUCCGCACCAUCAUGAAGCACGACGGCACCAAGACGGAGAAGCUAGAGCGCCUGAUGGUGCGCAUCGGGGUGUUCAGUGUGCUCUACACCGUCCCCGCCACCAUCGUCAUCGCCUGCUUCUUCUACGAGCAGGCCUUCCGUCACCACUGGGAGAGAAGCUGGGUCAGCCGUAACUGUAAAGGCUUAGCCAUCCCCUGCCCCAUGCAGUACACCCCCCGCAUGACCCCCGACUUCACCGUCUACAUGAUCAAGUACCUGAUGACUCUCAUAGUGGGCAUCACCUCCGGGUUCUGGAUCUGGUCUGGCAAGACACUCCAGUCCUGGCGCAAGUUCUAUACCAGACUCUCAAAUCGUAGGCAUGGAGAGACCACUGUCUAGGGAGGGAGGCCAAAACAUGGGACUUGUUUUUGGACAUUCAUUUGGAUGUUUUAUAGUGUGUUUUUCUCCCUCCUAUUUGUUUACUCACUGUCAGAGACUCAGUGGUACUUUUAUACAUUGAUCAUCAGAUACUGUCAGUAUUUUAUGGAACAUUGACAGAAUUUUUAAGAAGUCAAAUAUUGCAUGCCAAAAUCAAGCUUUAAGAGUCAGGGGGUGGGGGACGGGGGUCUUGACCAAAGGACAAACUGUUGCUCACCUGAAGAAUGGCCAAACCUCAGAAUGACCAAACAACAAAGGUGUUCAGUGGAUGCCAUGUGCUGAAGUGCUCUCUCUCUUCCCCCACUCUGUUCCUACUCCCUUUUUAAGUUAUCAGCCAUAAAAACUCUCCAGUGUGAGUGAGAAUCCAGCUGGGAAUACAGUGAGCGGGGGAAGGAAGGAGGCCUGAAAGGACAGGCGGCCAUUUUAAGACUUUAUUUUCACUCUGUGAACGUGUGAGAUGUAAUUAAAUGCUGUAAAUAGGAAUUGUAAAAUAUAAAAUUAUAUAUUUGUAUUUAAAGAAAGGACAUGUUUUGUUUUGUCUUCCGACAGCCGUAGUGCCUGGUUAACUAGCACCCCUUCUGAAAGGAGCCAUAGAUGCACACACUGUCUGUCUCUUAGUGCUGUUUUCACUGGCAGUAUGACACAUACACAUUUGAAGUUUCUCCUGUCAAACCCAGAUCUGUAAUCAUUUUCCUUCUGAUGUAUCAGAUCAGGGAAGCUGGGUUGUAGUAAAGGCAGUCUUUGGCUGUGCAUUUUCCCUACUUAGCCCUUCUCCUUCCUCUCGUCUCCCCCCACCAAUUAAAUCCCUAGGAGCUGAGCUGAGCUGAUCUGGGUGGUAGGGGUGAAGACAAGGCUGCAAGGACACUGUGGUCAUGCCUCCAGGGUGGGAAAGCUAGCCCUAAUUGUCAGUACUACACUCCAUUACCAAAAAGUCACACCAAAAAGAUCCACUUCUGGAGACUGUUGCUCAAACUGUUAAAAAAAAAAGUAUUUUGAAAAACGGAAUCAAAGAAGAAUGAGGUAUUUUAAUGUUGUCACGUGAAAAGUGGUGUGAAUCUGGCAACCGUGAAUCUGGCAACCACUAAUCAACAAAUGUAUCUCACGUGAUUUGCUGUGGGGGUUAGGGGAUGGGAAGGUGACGACAAAA
This is a messenger RNA of Salvelinus namaycush (lake trout), 3060 nucleotides long. Its product is annotated as frizzled-2-like. Gene Ontology annotation, biological process: canonical Wnt signaling pathway; non-canonical Wnt signaling pathway. The record is from RefSeq and is a predicted model, not a curated record. Gene Ontology annotation, molecular function: Wnt-protein binding; Wnt receptor activity. NCBI's taxonomy places the organism in Eukaryota, Metazoa, Chordata, Actinopteri, Salmoniformes, Salmonidae. Gene Ontology annotation, cellular component: plasma membrane. Bases 225 to 1874 code for a protein of 549 amino acids. The transcript has a single exon.